Molecule: messenger RNA, 352 nt
Organism: Dentiscutata erythropus
Lineage: Eukaryota; Fungi; Glomeromycota; Glomeromycetes; Diversisporales; Gigasporaceae
Source: the annotation of a GenBank genome assembly
GUACCAUUAAUGAAAUUGAAAAAAAUAAAGCAUGCCUAUUAAUUGAGAUUAUACAAAAAAAUAAAUUAACAGUAUAUGGUGAUAAACUUUUUUCAAAGAACAGAUUAAUAGAAGAUCUUUUGAUCAAAAAUUUUAGUCACCUUUUUAAUGAUAUCAAUGCUAUUAAUUUUUCUUUUCCACCAUUACCUUCUUAUUCGCUUAAUAUGGAAUCAUUGGAAAAUUAUUUUAAAGAAUGGGCUUUACAGUAUGGUCAACUUAAGUCUACAAGGACGGAAGUUGAAGAAAAAAUGCUAAAAUUGUUGUAUGAGCUUAGGGGUGCAUACUUAACAUUGCUCGUAAUUCUGGCAGAAGA